GAAAAAUGUGGAACUCAAACCAGUAUUCAAAUUAUGGGGGCUCAGGUGGAUAUCAUCAAACUUCGAAUUACGGAAACAGCUAUGGUGGAGGGCGCUCAACUCAGAAUUAUAAUCGAUCAUCACAAUCACAAGGCGGAAGUAGUGGAGCCUACAACACAAGUACAGCUCCGCGUGUUUUUACAGGCCACGUAACGAAGCUGCAAGAUUCUUUUGGCAUCAUCGAUAAAGAUGUCUUUUUUCAAUUCACUGUUGUGAAAGGGAAAGUUCCCCAGCUGAAUGAUAAGGUACUGGUGGAAGCAGUGUUCAACGACGUCUUGCCUUUCAAGUGGCAUGCCACUAGUGUGCAAGGACUGGGACCAGGUAGUGGCGGUGGUAGCAGUGGGUAUGCUGGAAGUAGAGGGGCUUCCUCAAAUGUGCAGAGAUCCAGCAAUGGAAGUGGAUACCACCAGCAACCAACUGAGCAUCUUGGCAGAAGCUCAGGCUCUGUUGCCUCGAACUAUAGAUCCUCACAGCCCGAUUACUCGAAGAGUUCGCGGUAUGGAGGGUCUUCUCGGUAUGACGUAUCCCCCGAAAAAUCCUACUCGGGCAGUUCUUACCGAAAUGUGAGCAGUAGUGGUUACGACAGCCGAAGUUCUGGAGGUGGUAGACGAGAUGCCACUUACGAUUUCAGCAGUGGGCGCCAGGACGCCAGAAGCAAUAUUCGAGGUGGCGCAGCAGCUGAUUCGAGAAGCUAUCGAUACGAUCGUGAGGAUAAACGUAGCAAGGAUUAUUCCACGGAAAAGGUAUCAACUCGAGACGAUUAUGAUAAGUCUAUAAGACAGGCGAGACCUGCAGCAAGAUCUCGAUCUCCUCAGCGAGAGCCUUCAGUUGAGUAUGUCCGCAGUAGUGGAUACCAGUCACGAAAACGCAGUCGGAGUAGGUCGGAUGCGAAGUCGACUAGUCGAUAUCAUUCAGUCAAGUCCAGGGACGGUAGCGUUUCAUCAAGUCAUCGAGAUCGAAGCUCGCGAGAAAGAACUACGGGCGACAGUUUCAAACGUGUCAGUUUGAGAUACAGUGUGAAGCCUCCUCGGUUUGCUCUGAACGUCGAUGGUGUUGACUUCACUGAAAUGCGACGAAGAUUCGAAGGAAUUUCAGUCCCCUCUAAUUUUGCGCAUCUUAAGUUCUCAUACCAGCAAACAUUCCCGAUGGGUAAAAAGAGUAUGGGACUCGGACAUUUAGUUCGAUAUCACAUUAUGGAUCCAUCGGCGGAAAAUCCUAGUGGAAUGAACGAGGUUGCAAAGAUUCCCGAAGACUGCAAUUCAGAGGUGUUCGUGUCCGUCAUGUUGAUGGGAUCCCAGUCUUUGGAUGAUCUGUACGCUAACUGCUGCAGGAUGUCGGGAAAUUCCUCAGACAACAUGCAACACAUGACUAAAGUGGUGUCAUUCUUAAUGGGACAGAAAUCCAACAAAGACUUGGAACUCGUGGGAGGAGAGUGGUCCCCCUCUGUGGACGGAGAAGAUCCCAAGGGCAAUCCGGCAGUGCUGAUCAACACGGCUAUCAGAGUGGCGAAGACUAAGGCAGGCAUCGACUUGUCGAGAUGCGCGAAUUGGUAUACAAUUGCGGAACUAUUCUUUGUCAAGCCUGGCGAUAAGUUAAAAGAUGAACCUGACACGCUACAGCGCCGAGUUAUCUUCGUGCCAGAUAUCUGGAACCUAAUGCCAAGCGAGAGCGAAUGGGAAGAAAUAAAGGAAACGUACAAGCAGUUCGGAGAAAGCAAAGCACUUGAGUUAGAACCACCGCCGCCGCCAGCGACAGUUCAGCCUACCGAAGCAGACUCGGCCGCAGAAAAGAUUUUCGAUAAAGUUAUGGAAUCUUCCGCUGAAGAUUCGGAAGUUGUCGAUGAUGUAACAGCAUCCCAAGUGGAACAUUCCACUCCUCAAAAUGAAACAUCUCCGCAAAAGGGAAAAGAUGGCGAUGUCGGAACAAAGACUCCCCUGACUCCCACAAGCAUGAAAGUUGCCGAGUUGAAAUCAGAGUUGGCAUCUCGAGGUCUGGACACAAAAGGACUAAAGAAUGCUCUGGUGCAGCGUCUAGAAGAAGCAAUUGCGGGCGAGGAUGAGUCCAAACCAAAAGCGACAUCCAACAAUACCACAGUGACCCCAGCAGAAGCGGAAAAAGAGAAUGGAGAGGAGAAUAUGGAUCAGGAAGUGCAAUCAGAAGAAGCGUCAAUUGAGCCGAAAGCUUCGGAUGAGGUCAUCAAAGCGGGAGGAGCUGAGAGUGAGGAAGCAGUUCCUAUUCAGGAUGUGUCCGACCAAAACAUGGAAGAUGCGACUGCGUAUGAAGAAGUGACAUUGCAACCAGACGAGACAGAAAUGUUGGAUGUGAGUGAAAAGGGAGAAGACGCCGACUUGGAGAAGAAGAGGGGCAGUAAAGAAGACGCAGAAAAGGAUAGUGAUAAGAGUGGUGGGAAGGAGAAGGGAGUGUCUGAGUUCCUGAAGGAAGAGGAGGAUAGACAGAAGGAGGAGGCUGAGAGACUGGCCAAUGAGAUCAGAGAGGAGAAGGAGAGGAAGGAAAGAGAGGAGGCGGAGAGAGCGAGGGCCAAGAAGGAAGCGGACCGACUGGAAAAGGAAAGAAAAGAAAAGGAGGAAGAGGAGCGAAAAGAGCGAGAGAGGAAACACAAACAGGAGCAGAUCAGGAAGAUGUACCAGCUGCCGGAGAAGCCCCAUCUGAUAGUGCAUCCCCCAAAGACGACAGGUGUCGAAGGAGAGAGCGACAAGGAGUCGGGAGGCGCCAAAUUGAAGAGUGUAUCAUACAGCUCCCUACUGGACAAGGUCUACGCAGAGUCUAAGGAGGACGCCUUCACGCUGGAGGUGUUCGCGGAGUGUCUGUAUGAGAUGUUGCAGCGUGACUUUUGUUACGAAAUCUACAGGGCUCUGGAACAUGCACCCGAUCCAGAAGUGAUCAAGAAGAAGGCGGAGAUCGCCAGGAAGGAGCAGGAGGUCAAAGAGGCUGCUGAAAGGGCACGCAAGCAGGAGGAAGCUAGACUGAAGAAAGAGGAAGAGGAAAGAAUCGAGGCGGAGAGGAAGGCUAAAGAAGAAGGCGAAAAAGCAGAAAAGGAAGAGAAAGAAAAAGAGGAAGCGGACGGCGACAUUGAAGAGUCUAUGGACACUGCCGCGGAAGUGAAAGCAGAAAAUGGCGAAGAGAAAAAUGAGGACACAGUGGCGAAAUCAGAAGAGGACAAAGAAAAAGACGACGAAAUUGACAAUACUGGGCCUCCAAGCAACAAGCGACUGAAGAGUGAUGCGGAAGCCACUGCAGUUGACGAUGGCGACAAAGUCGAGAACAAGAAGAUUUCGGGAUCCAAAAAGGAGAAGGAGGAGUCUGUGAAAAAGGAGAGUGAUGAUAAAGUAAAGGAAGAGGACAUAAGUGUAGUUGUUAAAAAGAAAAUGGUGUCCAAAACUGUCUACCCACAGUUACUUCUGGCUUUCUCAUUCUUCGAUCGAUCCUUCUCUGGAUAUAUUAAACAGAGAGAUCUGGAAGAGUGUCUGGAUGCUCUGGGAUUGGGUCUGAGCAAGGCCCAGCUGAAGUACUUGGUUGGUAAGGUGGCUAAAUUGGACAUGGUCAACUACCAGGACUUGACUGACGAGAAAGUGGAAGAAGGAGCGAGCUACGCGUUCAAGUAUUACACCGACAAUCCACUUGGUAACACCUCAGAGUACAAAAGUGACCAUGCCUCCCCAUCCGCUGGCUCCUCGGCGUCUGUGAGUGGAGACUUUGUGCAGUUCCAGGGCACCACGGUGAACUUGAGGAAUGUGAUGGGCCAGGCGGAUGUGUUGCAGAGUGAGAAUGAUGUGCUCAAUUCCAGAGUGCUGGACUUGGAGAAAGACAACACUGCCCUGAAGAACAAGUUUGACAUUGAGGCGAUGGAGUGUGAGAAUCUGAGGAAGAAGUUAGGGGAGACGAAGACCACCCUCUCCCAAACAGCCAAUUCGAACGCCCACCUAUCCAGGACACAAGAAUCCCUCAAACGACUGAUGAAGGACAACGCAUUCACCCUGGAGAGUACCGCGAAGCUAAUCAACAAAAAAUUGGAGGACCUAGAGCCCAAAGAAGAACAGACAGAGAGUGCAGUCACUUCAGCAGAAGAAAUUAAGAAGUAAACUCAAUUUAUGUUCAGUUAAUUUAAACAACAAAUUCAAAAAAAAAACUCCGUCUCGAUUCGCAAGUAGUGACUGAUAUGUUAUAUCACUUCUGUUUAAUUGAUGAUCUGUAUGUUUGAUUUGAUGUACUACUACUGUAAAUCUCCACGUGUUGCAUAUAAUCCAUCUUUUCAUGCG
Molecule: messenger RNA, 4316 nt
Organism: Symsagittifera roscoffensis
Lineage: Eukaryota; Metazoa; Xenacoelomorpha; Acoela; Convolutidae
Product: cell division cycle and apoptosis regulator protein 1-like
Exons: 19
Coding region: 6-4139 (1377 amino acids)
Biological process (GO): regulation of DNA-templated transcription
Cellular component (GO): nucleus
Source: RefSeq, a predicted model, not a curated record